GUGCGGUUUGGAAUGUGCUGCUGUAAACCAGAUUUCAAAAGGCUUUUCCUGUUAAUUCACAGCUUAUUGUGUCUCUUGUUUCAGGGACAAGAAGAGCUGAUUUAGUGAUCUAAAUGGACGAAAUACUGAAAUACCGGUUGGAAGAUAAUGAAGAUUACUACACGUUACUGGGGUGUGAUGAACUGUCUUCGGUUGAACAAAUCCUGGCAGAAUUUAAGGUCAGAGCCCUGGAAUGUCACCCUGACAAGCAUCCUGAAAACUCCAAAGCAGUGGAGACUUUUCAGAAACUGCAGAAGGCAAAGGAGAUUCUGACUAAUGAAGAGAGCCGAGCCCGCUAUGACCACUGGCGAAGGAGCCAGAUGUCAAUGCCAUUCCAGCAAUGGGAAGCUUUGAAUGACUCCGUGAAAACAUCAAUGCACUGGGCUGUCAGAGGUAAAAAAGAUCUGAUGCUGGAAGAAACUGAGCAGACUCAUACCAACAAGGUUGAAAAUGAGGAAUGGAAGGAACCAAGAGAAAUAAAGAAAGAGGAGCUGGGUUCAACCACAGAGGAAAUGGAGCAACAAGAAUCUGAGUCCCUGGAGAAGUCAUUCUCCCCACAGAAUCCAGAUUCUUCAAGUUUUUCGGAUGUGAACAGCUCGCAUGUUCGUUUCCGCUGGUCUGGGGAUGCUCCUUCAGAACUCCUGAGGAAAUUCAGAAACUAUGAAAUAUGAAAUGUUCCUGUUCCGUGGGAGAAAGAGCGAGUGAGCAAGACCAUUCCCUGUGCUGCCAACGUGCAGUCUUUCUUCAGAUCUUUGAAAUGUUAUGUUUAUAUGUCAUGUUUGUGAAUCUCUGAGUACCGAUUGAUUCCCCUUCACCCUGAACCCCUUCUCACGAUGUGUUUUUCAAAUGAGAAAAAUUUCAGAAGACAAGUUUCUUUUAAUAUUUGAAUAAAUUAAGGCCUUUAGAUCCAGAGUGGAUUGUAUUAUGUUUGAUUUCCUGUUAAUGUUAUUUAUAGAAAUCCAUUUUUAAAAUUGAUCUCUGUAUUUAAGUAUUUCAUUGAUAUGUGAUGAUCUCUAUUAGUACUGGAUGUAUAAGAAAUGUUUUCUGACUCUGGACUUAAAAUGAAAUGUGAAAUUACUUGUCUAAACCCCAUAGAAUGAAUUAAAUAAUU
Molecule: messenger RNA, 1150 nt
Organism: Molossus molossus (Pallas's mastiff bat)
Lineage: Eukaryota; Metazoa; Chordata; Mammalia; Chiroptera; Molossidae
Gene: DNAJC12
Product: DnaJ heat shock protein family (Hsp40) member C12
Exons: 5
Coding region: 114-710 (198 amino acids)
Cellular component (GO): cytoplasm
Source: RefSeq, a predicted model, not a curated record